Morchella importuna is the source of this 1854-nucleotide messenger RNA. RefSeq lists its product as uncharacterized. Gene Ontology annotation, molecular function: calcium ion binding; GTPase activity; GTP binding. Gene Ontology annotation, biological process: regulation of mitochondrion organization; small GTPase-mediated signal transduction; mitochondrion organization. The coding region runs from base 1 to 1854 and encodes 617 amino acids. The record is from RefSeq and is a predicted model, not a curated record. Gene Ontology annotation, cellular component: mitochondrial outer membrane. The transcript has 16 exons. Lineage: Eukaryota; Fungi; Ascomycota; Pezizomycetes; Pezizales; Morchellaceae.
AUGACAGACACCGUUCGAAUAGUAGUGUGUGGAGAUGAGGGCACUGGGAAAUCCUCGUUGAUCACCUCCUUAGUUAAGGAUAUCUUUGUGACGAGCAAGAUACAGCCGGUUCUCCCUGCAAUUACUAUUGGGGCCCCUGAAAAUGUCACUACCACAAUCGUUGAUACCACAGCUCUUCCCCACGAGCGAAAUACUCUCUCAAAAGAGAUACGACGGUCCAAUGUCAUAUGCUUGGUUUACUCAGAUCAUUACAGUUAUGAGCGGGUCUCAUUAUUCUGGCUUCCAUUCUUUCGUGGCCUAGGGGUGAAUCUUCCAGUAGUGCUUUGUGCAAACAAAAGUGACCUCUCUCCAGAUGUUAACCCAGAGGAGGAAAUGAUGCCAAUAAUGCUUGAGUUCAAGGAAAUCGACUCUUGUAUUAGAGCUAGUGCAAAAGAGCAGAAAAAUAUUAAUGAGCUGUUCUAUCUUUGCCAGAAGGCUGUCACUCACCCAAUUGCCCCACUUUAUGACACCAAAGAACAAAACCUCAAACCAGCGGCAACAGCGGCUCUUCAGCGUAUCUUCUUUUUAUGCGAUAAGGACCAAGACGGCUUCUUGAAUGAUUUUGAAAUCCAAGAGUUUCAGAAAAAAUGCUUUGAUAAAACUCUAACCGAUGAAGAACUAGAGGAGAUAAAGGCUGUGAUUGGGAAAGCUUCUCCCAGCUCAGCAACCGAUGAGGGAAUAUCAGAGAGAGGGUUUAUCGUGCUCAACAAAACAUUCGCGGAGAAGGGAAGACAUGAAACUAUAUGGGCUAUACUUCGGACUUUCAAUUACACAGAUAGUUUGAGUCUGAAGGAUAGCUUUUUACACCCCAAGUUUGAAGUCCCCCCCAACUCCUCUGCCGAACUAUCUGCCCUAGGGUAUCGCUUCUUUGUAGAUUUGUUUCUUCUAUUUGACAAAGAUAAUGAUGGGGGUUUGAACGGCGAUGAGUUAUCUGCUCUAUUUGCACCCACACCUGGUCUUCCAACGUCCUGGGUGGAUUCCUCAUUCCCUUCCUCUACUGUACGGUCCGAAGCUGGUCACAUAACCCUACAAGGAUGGUUAGCCCAAUGGAGUAUGACAACCUAUCAGGAUCCGAAAACGACAUUGGCUUAUUUGGCAUAUCUUGGGUUUGAGAGUGGCGAAAAAGGAGGAACAACUGCAGCAUUAAAGCUUACAAAGCCAAGAAAAAAGAGGAGAAGGCAGGGGAAGGUUGAGAGGAAUGUAGUUUUAUGCUACGUCCUCGGAGCAAGUGGUAGUGGGAAAAGUUCAAUUUUGAAUGCCUUUUUGAAUAGAACAUUCAGUUCGACAUACCACCCAACGAUAAAACCGCGUACAGCGGUUAACAGCGUAGAGUUACAAGGAGGGAAGCAAUGCUAUUUGAUCCUUGAGGAGCUCGGGGAGUUGGAGCCAGCUAUUUUGGAAAACCAAGCAAAGUUAAAUGCGUGUGAUGUUGUCUGCUACACAUACGAUUCUUCAGACCCCGAUAGCUUUGCGCAUAUUGUGGAUUUACGAAACCGAUACCCAGAGCUUGAUGAAUUGCCAGCAGUGUUUGCCGCAUUGAAAGCAGAUCUAGACAAGACUACACAGAGAGCGGAAAUACAGCCGGAUAUCUACACACGAGAAAUUGGGAUGCCAGCUCCACUGCAUGUUAGUGCAGCAUGGACAUCGAUUUCUGAACUUUUUGUUACGAUUGCGGAGGCCGCUUUGUCUCCAAAUACGGCUUCUCCGCGGACAGAGCCAGAGCCAGUUGAUAAAACCAAUAUGUAUAUUGCAGCAGGGGUCACAACUUGCACAAUAUUAACCCUCCUGUUCAUGUGGAGGAGAUCCAACACAUGA